This is a messenger RNA of Scophthalmus maximus (turbot), 3355 nucleotides long. It is a transcript of the gene vac14, whose product is annotated as vac14 homolog (S. cerevisiae). The record is from RefSeq and is a predicted model, not a curated record. Gene Ontology annotation, biological process: positive regulation of kinase activity; phosphatidylinositol biosynthetic process. Lineage: Eukaryota; Metazoa; Chordata; Actinopteri; Pleuronectiformes; Scophthalmidae. Gene Ontology annotation, cellular component: endosome membrane; PAS complex. The coding region runs from base 167 to 2539 and encodes 790 amino acids. The transcript has a single exon.
GACGUACUUCCGGCGGAUGUAACCGGUCAGCUGUGUUGUAUUACAAGGCUUCCUGGUUUCGCCAAAGAAGCAGAUGUCGUUUCUCGAUUGAAUGCUCGUGAACAUCUUUCUUAGGCUUCAACGCAGGUUUCAGUAGACGGGACUCGGCACUACUGCAGCCGCCGACAUGAACACGGAGAAGGACUUUUCGCCGCUGACGCCCAACAUCGUCCGGGCUCUGAACGACAAACUGUACGAGAAGAGGAAAGUCGCCGCUCUAGAGAUCGAGAAACUGGUGCGGGAGUUUGUGGCUCAGAACAACUCCACUCAGAUCAGGCACGUCAUCCAGAUCCUAGCAUCGGAGUUUGCCCUCUCCCAGCACCCCCACAGUCGCAAGGGGGGUCUCAUUGGACUGGCAGCCUGCUCCAUCGCCCUCGGCAAGGACUCGGGUCUGUAUCUGAAGGAGCUUAUUGAGCCUGUACUCACGUGUUUCAAUGACUCAGACAGCCGUUUGCGCUACUAUGCAUGUGAGGCCCUCUAUAAUAUAGUCAAAGUGGCGAGGGGAGCUGUGCUGCCCCACUUCAACCUGCUCUUUGAUGGUCUCAGCAAGCUUGCGGCAGAUCCGGAUCCCAAUGUUAAAAGUGGAUCUGAGCUCCUGGACAGACUGCUGAAGGACAUUGUGACCGAAAGUAACAAGUUUGACUUAGUGGCAUUUGUCCCCUUGCUGAGGGAGAGGAUCUACUCCAAUAACCAGUAUGCCAGGCAGUUCAUCAUAUCUUGGAUCCACGUUCUGGAGACUGUGCCAGACAUAAAUCUGUUAGACUACCUCCCUGAAAUCUUGGAUGGGCUCUUCCAGAUCCUGGGAGACAACAGCAAGGAGAUCCGUAGGACUUGCGAGGUGGUGUUAGGAGAGUUUCUGAAGGAAAUCAAAAAGACUCCCUCCAGCGUGAAAUUUGCUGAGAUGGCCAACAUUUUGGUCAUCCACUGCCAGGUUGCAGAUGAGACCAAACUCACAAAUGACCUGAUCCAGCUGACGUCUAUGACCUGGAUGAGAGAGUUUAUCCAGCUGGCAGGCAGAGUGGUGCUCCCCUACUCCUCUGGCAUCCUCACUGCAGUGCUGCCUUGCCUUUCCUAUGACGACAGAAAGAAAAACACCAAAGAAGCAGCAAGUGCCUGCAACCACAGUCUGAUGAAGCUGGUGACUCCUGAGGAUGAUGAGGAUGAAGAGGAGGAGAGAGGUGGGAGCAAGGUGUCGCCGGCCAAGGAAGACGGCCAGCCCAAGACGGAGGUAGACGGCAAUGAUAUGCUGAAUGCAUCACAAGAAUCUGUUGGUUUCAGUAAUAUCAGCUUCUUUACUCCAGCGAUUGCAGACAGGCCUCAGGUAACUCUGGACCUGGAUGGUAUUGUUCAGGUGUUGGACCGUCACCUCCACGACUCCUCCACUGGCAUGAUGACCCGUAUAGCUGUGCUCAAAUGGCUCUACCACCUCUACAUCAAGACGCCUCGCAAAAUGUUCCGCCACACAGACAGCUUGUUUCCCAUGCUGCUCAAAACGCUGUCUGAUGAGUCUGAUGAGGUUAUACUGAAAGACCUGGAGGUGUUGGCUGAGAUUGCAUCAUCUCCUGCUGGUCAAACAGACCAAGCUGGCUCCUGCGACGGCACCGACAACAAACUGGAGCUCAAGGUCCCAGAAGGUACCAAGGUGGGACAGCAACAUAGCACAGGCUCAAAGGCAGCGGACUCAUCCCCCUCCACUCCCAGUAUGAACUCCUAUUUUUACAAGUUCAUGAUCAACUUGCUGAAACGCCUGAGUCUGGAGAGGAAGCUGCUGGAGAACAGAGGAGCUUUCAUCAUCAGGCAGCUGUGUUUGUUGCUUCAUGCAGAGAACAUCUUCCACUCCAUGGCUGACAUCUUGUUGAAGGAGGAGGACCUCAAGUUUGCCUCCACUAUGGUUCAGACGCUCAACACCAUCCUGCUCACCUCUGCCGAGCUCUUCCAGCUACGCAAUCAGCUGAAAGACCUACGUACUCCGGAAAGCUGUGAUUUGUUUUGCUGCCUGUAUCGUUCCUGGUGCCACAACCCUGUGGCCACCGUGUCGCUCUGUUUUCUCACGCAGAACUAUAAACACGCCUAUGAUCUCAUCCAGAAGUUUGGAGAUCUAGAAGUGACAGUAGACUUCCUGAUGGAGGUAGACAAACUGGUACAGCUCAUAGAAAGCCCCAUUUUCACCUACCUGCGCCUGCAGCUCCUGGAUGUGGAGAACAACCCUUACCUGAUUAAGGCACUGUAUGGUCUGCUGAUGCUGCUGCCACAGAGCCAGGCCUUCCAGCUGCUCUCCCACCGCUUGCGGUGUGUCCCUAACCCAGAGCUCAUGAGGACUGUGGAUGAGUCCAGGUACAUGGACUCUAAACAGCAAGUGGCCUCCAAACGUGCUUCUCACACUCAGAUGGAUUACAACGAGCUGCUCCAGCAUUUUGACCGCGUUCAGAGCAAACAUCUGGAGGUCCGACACCAGCGCUCUGGACGUGCCUCUGAUCACCCCGACAGGAAGCUGAUGUGAAGUCAUUGUGCCAUAGUGACCUCAGGUCAUUGAGAACAGCAAGAGAAGGGUGAAGGAAAUGAUGUUUAAAGAUACAUAAAUAUAUAUAUGUGUAUAACUGGAAGAGGUUAUGAAGAUGCUGUCGAAGCCAAAAAGUAUUAUGGGAGUAUGAUUUAAAACCUGUCCUUUCAGUGAAGUUGUUAAUAAACAACUCUGCUGGUAAAUUUCUUUUCUAAUAAUGAGGGAAAAGUUGAUGUAACAUGAGAAAAUUAAUUUUAAACGUGAAACAGAAUUAAUACAUUUCAGAUUUUACUUAAUGUGAUGAUUUAAAGAAUGUAUAUAAAAUCGCUUACGUCAUAACUAGUGGUGGUGUUUUAAUCAAGCCCUGUCAGCAGUUGUGGUUAUUUCCAGCUAGAUGAUAUGAUCACAAUAUUUCAACUGGAACUGACAUGCAUCUCAGUGUUAUAUCACACUUUUUGUCAUUUGAUGUUCACGUGAGCCACAGUAUUAUCACGUUGUGUAUCCCUCUGAGCAGCAUGCUCUCCUCGUUGCCUUAAUCUCAUGACAGCCAGAAAUCCAUCAGCUCAUCUGAGGUGAACUCUGUAAGCAGUGGUUGACUGAUCACUGGCAUAAAUUCUAGGGUAGAUAUUACACUUUACCAUGUCAUAAACUUGAGUUAACACACUUCCAAACUCUAAUAUAUUAUUCAGCGAAUUUGUAUUUCUACUUCCUGUGUUUGUGCAGUGUCUGUUUGCAUUCCAAAAAAAAAAAUCUAAAAAAUUGCAAUUUUGUCAUUCCUGUGUGAAAAAUGAAUAAAGUGGAACACGUGAUUGAAAA